AAAGAGACCCUCUGGAAUUGGACAGCCUGUGGAGGAAAACAGUGAGGUGGGCUAAGUCCUUGUGGGACCAGUUCCUCCGCCUGUCCCUUUUAUGGGUGUGAUUCACUUCCUGCUGCUCUUUGUACUUCUUUACUGCCCUCAGGAGAGAUGAAAGUCUCCUGAUUCCUCAAGUAAGGAGAAAAGGAACGGCCAGGUCAGGUGUCAGGACUGUGGGUGCUCUAUGACUCACCCAGCGAACCAGUAGAACUUCAAAACUCUGGUUGUUAUCACAGCACCAGUCUGGGCUGACCCCACCUCCUGCAGCCGGGCUGCUCUCCGGGAACCCGCCGACCUGCUCCCGAAGGAAGGGAGCUCCUCUGACUCCCCGCUACGCGGAGCGAGGUGGCUGGUUGAGCCCUCCUCUCUGCCAGAGGCCAGUGUGCCAGAACAGGUUGGAAGAUUGGUCAGAAAACAGAACAGAUCUCCUCACUUAUGGGGAAAACCGCCAGGAGAACUUUAAAGAACCGGAAGUGCCCCUGAGAAGGAAAAGCCUAGGAUGAAUCCCAGGGAGGGAGACCAGUCCUUGGAAAUCCUUGGAAAUUCGAUGUGGCUGACAGCGGUGGGAACAAGGUGCAUGAGAGAGGGCCGAGGCAGGUCUCGGCUGAUGUGUUGAUCAGACAAGAAAAGAAGACCGAAGGAUGAGAAGCAGUGCUCAGUGAUCGGGAAUCCCUCACAGCCGUGCUCAUGGUCUGCGCUGAUUCUGUGAGCCCAGCAGAGACUCGAGAAGCUGUGUGGCAAUGGGAGAGAAGAGGGGCACGGCGCGGGUGCUCCUGGAGUGUAAUCUCAGCGACAAGACGUGUCUUGUACAGGGGGAGGAGUACGCAGUGAUCAUUGUCCCAGCUCUGCUGGUUGGUGCCUUCCUCGUCCUUCUUGCUGUCAUCUUGUGGCUAUUUAUAAGAGGACAAAGAUCCCAACGGCAGCGCCCUGGACUCCGAGGCAUUGCCUCCAUGCCUGCAUCUAGGAGCCUAACCGGGGCAGCAGAAGGAUGUGGAGAAAAAGUGGUCAUGACACUUACGGAGACAUCAGUGGAAAGUUUUCUACGGGCUGUCACGCCUUCCCUAGCUAAGCUACAGGUUCCCCGGGAUCAGCUCUCUGAAGAUCUGGAGCAGAUCCAUAAGGGCAUUUGUGGAACCACCUAUAGAGCCACAGUGAUCUCUGGGGACCCUGCUAAGCCCAAGAGUGUUGUCCUCAAGGCUUUAAAAGAACCAGCUGGGCUCCAGGAGGUGAAGGAUUUCGUGGGGCGAAUCCAGUUCUAUCAGUACCUAGGGAAACACCAGAACCUGGUCCACCUGGAAGGCUGCUGCACGGAAAGGCUGCCAGUCUAUAUGCUGUUGGAAGAUGUGGCCCAGGGGGACCUGCUCAGCUUUCUCUGGACCUGUCGCCGGGAUGUGAUGACCAUGGAUGGUCUUCUCUAUGAUCUCACAGAAAAACAAGUCUAUCACAUUGGAAAGCAGGUCCUUUUGGCUCUGGAAUUCCUGCAGGAUAAGCAUUUGUUCCACGGGGAUGUGGCAGCCAGAAAUAUCUUGAUCCAAAGUGAUCUGACUGCUAAGCUCUGUGGACUGGGCUUGGCUUAUGAAGUCCAUGCUCAAGGGGCCAUCUCCACUGCUCGAACCAUUCCUCUCAAGUGGCUCGCUCCAGAGCGGCUUCUUCUAAGACCGGCUGGCAUCAGAGGAGACAUCUGGUCAUUUGGGAUCCUGCUCUAUGAGAUGGUGACUCUAGGGGCACCGCCAUAUCCUGAAGUCCCUCCUCCCAGCAUUCUACAGUAUCUUCAGAGAGGGAAAAUCAUGAAGAGACCCAGUAGCUGCACACACACCAUGUAUAACAUUAUGAAAUCCUGUUGGCACUGGAGCGAGGACUCCCGGCCCUUACCUGGAGAGUUGCGCUCGCGCCUGGAAGCUGCCACUAGAACCGCGGAUGAUAAGGCUGUGUUUCAAGUGCCAGAGCUGGUGGUGCCAGAGCUGUAUGCGGCUGUGGCUGGCAUCAGCACAGAGAGCCUCUCCUACUGCUACAGCAUCCUUUGAAGACUGUCAGCUGGGACACAUUUAUGGAUGGUCAAUUAUGGGAUCAAUUUCUCCAAGAAUAGAAAAUGGACCUUCUGGUGGGACACAGAGGGGGAAAAAAAGGAUCUUCCCCUACACAUUUCCCUAGAAAUCUGAAAUGAUGCUGGACUUUUCUCACAAGCUGAGAAAUACUGUCAGUCUCAGAGCACUGUCUAUUCUGAAGAACUUGGACAGAGGUGAUGUGGAUGUCAUUAUAAAGGUGGUCUAAAAAAUCUGCAGUUGUGGGGGUAGGCUCUUCCCUCCCACCCCAGGCUAGUUUACUGCUGAAGAAAUGUCUUUAACUAGACCUAUUACAAGGUUCAAAUGCACUAGAAUGAAAUGAAGGAAUACAAACUCAAAGGGAUUGAUGAGGAAGAAAUUCAAGGUCCUAUUUGCUCAGGAGUAUAGGUAUAGAACAAGAUCUCCUUUAAGGGGAAAUCUGGUCCCCUUUAUGUUGAGGGGACAUAAAGUUCUUUAGUCCUGAUCCCUUUGUGUAGAACUGGAGAACUAUAAAACUUGAGUUUCCUCUUGGGCAUAGAUAAGAUAGUCCCUUUUUAUCUAAUUCUGAGACAGGUGAACCUUGUUUGGUACUACUUUUAUUUGUGGAACUUGGAAUUGAACUCAGGGCUUUUGCAUUGGGCUAUAUCCUCAGCUCUUUUUAUUUUGAGACAUGGUCUCAUAAGUUGCCUAGAAUGGGCUCAAACUUGUGAUUCUCCUGCCUCAACACACCAGUACUGUGGAACAGGCAUGUUCCCUUGCCUGGGUAAUACUACGUUUAAUUAGAAGCUGGAGGAAUCAUUUCAUGAUUAGUAACAUUCGAUAUGUACUGCUCAUCAACUUUGCUUCCUGGUCCUUGUUAAGACUAAGGAGAUUAAUUCUUGAGAAUAAACAUUCAAUCAGUGAUGAAAUGCUUCGUGUGUAUCCCAAAUAGGAAUUGUGGAAACCAAGAGAGAAGUCUUAGCUAAGAUGGCCAUUAACAAGAGUGAGAUAAGAAUGUACUCUGAUAUAGGAUGGUAGCUUCUAAUUUCCAAUCAUCCAUUGAUGUACUAUGAGACACUAUAUCAAAUUAAUAUUUAUUGAGUGUAAGUCAGCUUUUCUGAUAUACAACUGCCAAAGUCUCUACAAUAGGAAAGUUGAAAGUAAAUAAAUAGAAAUUCAUGCUAAUAGAAAAAUUCAGGCACACUAUGAGAUGCAAGCUAUAUUAUCAGAAAAUGGGGAGAUUACUUACCUCACAGGGUUUUGUGAGGAUUUGUGACAAUAUGUAUUUGUACAGUAUCUGGUACAUAAUAUACUUGCUCAAUAAAUGUUAGUUUUCAUUUUU
Molecule: messenger RNA, 3399 nt
Organism: Heterocephalus glaber (naked mole-rat)
Lineage: Eukaryota; Metazoa; Chordata; Mammalia; Rodentia; Bathyergidae
Gene: Styk1
Product: STY kinase 1
Biological process (GO): positive regulation of kinase activity; multicellular organism development; cell surface receptor protein tyrosine kinase signaling pathway
Cellular component (GO): signaling receptor complex; plasma membrane
Molecular function (GO): transmembrane receptor protein tyrosine kinase activity; ATP binding
Source: RefSeq, a predicted model, not a curated record